This is a messenger RNA of Miscanthus lutarioriparius, 1752 nucleotides long. The record is from the annotation of a GenBank genome assembly. Lineage: Eukaryota; Viridiplantae; Streptophyta; Magnoliopsida; Poales; Poaceae.
AUGGGCGCGCGUCAUGGCCUCCGGCGAGGCGGCCAAGCCGCCGCCGCCGCCUUCUCCGCAUGUCCCUUCCUCAUCGCCUUCGCCGUCCUCCUCGCCUUGCCGGGCCUCGCAGCCGCCGACACCCAUUACUACACGUUCAAAGUGCAAAUGACGAACGUGACACGGCUGUGCGUGACCAAGAGCAUCCCGACGGUGAACGGGCAGUUCCCGGGGCCGAAGCUGGUCGUGCGGGAAGGUGACCGACUCGUGGUCAAGGUUCACAACCACAUCAACUACAAUGUCUCGUUCCACUGGCACGGCGUCCAGCAGCUGCGCAACGGGUGGGCGGACGGGCCGGCGUACAUCACGCAGUGCCCGAUCCAGGGCGGGCAGAGCUACGUGUACGACUUCACCAUCACGGGGCAGCGCGGCACGCUGUGGUGGCACGCGCACUUCUCCUGGCUGCGCGUGCACCUCUACGGCCCGCUCGUCAUCCUCCCCAAGCGCGGCGAGGGCUACCCGUUCCCGCGCCCCUACAAGGAGGUGCCCAUCCUCUUCGGUGAAUGGUUCAAUGCGGACACGGAGGCCGUCAUCAACCAGGCCCUGCAAACUGGCGGCGGCCCAAACGUCUCCGAUGCCUACACCUUCAAUGGUCUUCCAGGCCCGACAUAUAACUGCUCGUCUAAAGACACGUACAAGCUGAAGGUAAAGCCCGGGAGGACGUACAUGCUCCGGCUCAUCAACUCCGCCCUCAACGACGAGCUCUUCUUCGGCAUCGCCAACCACACGCUCACCGUCGUCGAGGCGGACGCCAACUACGUCAAGCCAUUCACCGUGAACACGCUCGUCAUCUCGCCGGGGCAGACCAUGAACGUGCUCCUGACGACGCCCCCAAACCCCGCCUCCCCGGCCUACGCAAUGGCGGUCGCGCCCUACACCAACACGCAGGGCGCGUUCGACAACACCACCGCCACGGCCGUCCUCGAGUACGACGGCCCGACGCCCGUCGCCGCCACCAGCAACCUACCCCUGCCGGGCCUGCCGCUGUACAACGACACUGGCGCCGUGGCCAACUUCUCGCUCAACUUCCGCAGCCUGAACAGCGCGCGGUACCCGGCACGCGUGCCGGCGGCGGUGGACCGGCACCUGCUCUUCACCGUCGGGCUCGGCACGGACCCGUGCCCGUCCAACCAGACGUGCCAGGGCCCCAACGGCUCCAAGUUCGCGGCGUCCAUCAACAACAACUCCUUCUUCCGGCCCCGGACCGCGCUCCUGGAGGCGCACUACAGGCGCCGCUACGCCGGCGUGCUCCUCGCCGACUUCCCCACCACCCCGCCGCACCCGUUCAACUACACGGGCACCCCGCCCAACAACACGUUCGUGCAGCACGGCACGCGGGUGGUGCCGCUCUGCUUCAACACCUCCGUGGAGCUGGUGCUGCAGGGCACCAGCAUCCAGGGCGCCGAGAGCCACCCGCUGCACUUGCACGGCUACGACUUCUUCGUCGUCGGCCAGGGGUUCGGCAACUUCGACCCGGUGAACGACCCGCCCAAGUACAACCUCGCCGACCCCGUGGAGCGGAACACCAUCAGCGUGCCCACCGCCGGCUGGGUCGCCGUCCGCUUCCUCGCCGACAACCCGGGCGUGUGGCUGAUGCAUUGCCACUUCGACGUGCACCUGAGCUGGGGCCUGUCCAUGGCGUGGCUUGUCAACGACGGCCCGCUGCCGAAUCAGAAAAUGUUGCCCCCGCCAUCCGAUCUUCCAAAAUGCUGA